GUGUGUGUGUGUGUGUGUGUGUGUGUGUGUGUGUGUGUGUGUGUGUGUGUGUGUGUGUGUGUGUGUGUGUGUGUGUAAGUGUGCGUGUUCCCUGGCUAUAAAAGCCUCACUGUGACGAGGGGGCCUCUGCGAAGGAGCUCAAGUACAAGUGAGAAAAAGAGACGAAGGACAGUGAAGACUGCGGUUCCUCUCGCUGCCCUGCCUCUUCUGUUAAAGCUGCAGCCAUGGCCAAAAACCUGCUGAAGAAUCCCAGUGGGGAAGAGCUGUUGGACUUCUGGGAGCUGACGGAGAACGGCGGGAGUCAGUGGAAGGUGGAGGAAAUGCCAGGAGACUGCGGCUUCGACUUUGGCGUCGACGGAGUGACCACAUACUUUGCAACCUCCUUUGAGCUGUGUCUGAAGAGGCAGUUGAUCGACUUGUUGGCGGAGGAUUACUCCAGCGAACAGUUGGACGCUCAGCCUCCCGUCACUGUGGAAGACUGGUACUGUGGGAGGUCGGACUGCGGCUGCACAUACCAAAUGACCGUGACUCUGCUGGAUGAGAACCAGGAGGUCAUUCAGGAGUUCAUACCUGAUCCGGUGACGCUCGACCCCGACAGUGACGACUGCUCCUGGAAGCAGGUCAGCCACACAUUCUCUGACUACGGCCCCGGGUUGCGCUUCAUCACCUUCGAACACGGAGGACAGGACACCAAGUUCUGGGACGGCUGGUUCGGAGUCCGAGUUACUGGGAGCUCUGUGACUGUGGAGGUCUGAAGGAGGGGAGAAAGUGCAAAAAGGAGAAGGGAUCCAAGUAGUUAUAACACUGAAAGGUAAAGGAGAACAGAGAACUGGAGUAGUAGAAGGACUCCCGGGUAGAGGGGAGGUUUCUAGGUUUCAAUAGGACCAGCUUUGCCUUGUGCUAACACCUCGUUCAUCCUCCUGCUACGAAGACUGCACUAACAAAUCACCCGUAAAUCACCAUCACGGUGGCACAGCUUUACUAACUUCAACAUAUUAAAAUGACUGCUUGCAACACAGACAUUAUUAUGGUCUGUUACCUGCUACCUGUGCACAGUGACUAAACGAUGUGACGGAGGGUAGAGGUGUAAAUGAUCGAGAUAUUUCAAAAUUGGACUCAAAAUUAUGCAAUAAACUCUUAACUGCAGUAUUGCCUGUUUUCGUGAAGUUUACUGUUAGUUUGAAGAUCUUUUUUAAUUUAAGUCCUUGUUGUUCAUCCCAAGAAGGAUUUCAUUUUUACCGUAGAUGUUAAAUGUAUUGGCGUGUGGUCACGGUUAUUCCUCAAUUAUAAUUAAACGGACCUUAGGUGUUUCAACAUGUGA
Messenger RNA from Eleginops maclovinus (Patagonian blennie), 1321 nucleotides. It is a transcript of the gene fbxo2, whose product is annotated as F-box protein 2. NCBI's taxonomy places the organism in Eukaryota, Metazoa, Chordata, Actinopteri, Perciformes, Eleginopidae. Gene Ontology annotation, biological process: SCF-dependent proteasomal ubiquitin-dependent protein catabolic process; glycoprotein catabolic process. Gene Ontology annotation, cellular component: cytoplasm; SCF ubiquitin ligase complex. Gene Ontology annotation, molecular function: ubiquitin protein ligase activity. The record is from RefSeq and is a predicted model, not a curated record. The transcript has 6 exons. Bases 225 to 755 code for a protein of 176 amino acids.